Oryza brachyantha (malo sina) is the source of this 1903-nucleotide messenger RNA. Its product is annotated as pentatricopeptide repeat-containing protein At3g29230-like. Gene Ontology annotation, molecular function: RNA binding; protein binding. NCBI's taxonomy places the organism in Eukaryota, Viridiplantae, Streptophyta, Magnoliopsida, Poales, Poaceae. The coding region runs from base 1 to 1674 and encodes 557 amino acids. The record is from RefSeq and is a predicted model, not a curated record. Gene Ontology annotation, biological process: RNA modification. The transcript has a single exon.
AUGCCGGCGCCCACGCUCUCGGCCCUCCUAGCCGGCCUCUCCCGCCGCGCGACGUCCCCGGUGGCGGCGAGGCAGCUCCACGCGCAGCUCCUCCUCCGCGGCCUCCCGCUCCCAGCCCGCGCCGCCGUCACCCUCAUCGCCUCGUCCUCGUGCCCGCGCCACGCGCGCACCGUCUUCGACAGCGUCUCCGCCGCCUCGGCCAACGUGUACCUCUGGACGGCCGCCAUCUCCGCCUACGCGAGGUGCGCCGCCCCGUCCUCCUCCUCCUCCUCCCCUGCGGUCGCGGCCGAGGCGGUCGUGCUGUUCGGGCUCAUGCUCCGGUCGGGCCCGCGGCCGAACGCCUUCACCGUGACCUCGGUGGUCAAGUGUUGCUCCAAGCUGCGGGCCGUCCAUGAGGGGCUUCAGGUGCACGGUUUCUUGGCCAAGGCUGGAGUAGGAAGCUCAGUGCACGUUGGCGCUGCAUUGCUUGAUUUGUACGGGAACAUUGGCUACGUGGGAGAUGCAAGGAGGGUGUUUGACGAAAUGCCUCAGAGGAAUAUAGUGGUUGAGAACACUAUGGUGGCCUGCAAUGUGAGGGCCGGUGAUUUGGCAGCUGCACGGGAGGUGUUUGAUGGGAUGACAGAGAAGGAUCCGAUCUCGUGGAACACACUCAUGUCGGGAUAUCUGCAUACGGGGGAUGCUGCUGCUGCGAGGGGAUUGUUUGAUGAGAUGCCGUUGAGGAAUUUGAACAGUUGGAACAUAAUGAUUGCUGCAUGCUCUGAGGAAGGAUUGUGGGUUGACGCGGUUAUGGUUUUCAACAGGAUGCGUGUAAUAGGGUUCAAGCCUGAUGCUGCAACCAUGGCUGUGUUGAUGUCUGCGUGUGCGCAACUUGGUUCUUUGGCAGUUGCAGGGCAAGUACAUGGGCUUUUACAGAAGUGUUAUGUUGAGAUGAACUGCCAUGUACAGAACUCGUUGAUUGACAUGUAUGCCAAGUGUGGUAGCAUUAGCCAAGCUCAAUUCUUGUUUAAUGAGACAUAUCCAAAGGAUGCAGUGUCUUAUAAUGUGAUGAUCACUGCUUUUGCACACCAUGGACAUGCAAGAGAUGCACUGGAGCUUUUCAAUUUGAUGGUUGAUGUUGGGUUGCAACCUGAUGCCAUCACAUUUCUUGGUGUACUGUCAGCUUGUGCUCAUGCUGGGCUAGUGGACAAUGGAAAGCACUACUUUGAAUCGAUGAGAACGACCUACGCAGUUCCGCAAUCCUCAGACCACUACGCUUGUAUGGUGGAUCUAUAUGGUCGAGCUGGGCUGAUUGAAGAAGCACACUACUUUGUGAAGACAAUGACAGUGAAACCACAUGCAGGUGUGUGGGGAGCAUUGCUCAGUGCCUGCAGGCAGCAUUGCAAUGUUGAUGUCGGUGAGAUCGCAGCGAAAGAACUCAUCAGGAUUGAACCGAAGAAUCCUGGCAACUAUGUUCUUCUGAGAAACACCCUAGCUCGAGGCCAACAAUGGGAUGGUGUUGAGAAUGUGCAUCAAUCGAUGAGGGGAAAGGGUAUUGACAAAACAGCAGGGUGCAGCUGGGUUGAAGUGGAUAGUGUUCUUCAUGAGUUCUUGGCGGGAGACUUCUGCCAUCCCAGUUUUGUGGGGAUUUCUACUAUCCUGGAGCACCUGUAUAUGGAACUGAGUCAACUGAUGUAAGAUUCGUGUUGCUUUGAAGGAUUUAUAUGGUGGUCUGGAUAUUGUUGUACAUAAUAACUGGAAAGUGGAAUCAUCAUUUAUCAGCAGCUCAUAUCCAUUGUUUUGAAAACAAACUAUUUUUGUGAGAAGCUGAAUGUUUUUCUUUAAAAAAAAUUGAGGGGGGAUCCCCACCUGAAUUAUAUUAAAUCAAGAGGGAAGUCACAAUACAGGGAAGAAGUAUAAAGGGACU